This is a messenger RNA of Microstroma glucosiphilum, 902 nucleotides long. RefSeq names its product N-terminal nucleophile aminohydrolase. Lineage: Eukaryota; Fungi; Basidiomycota; Exobasidiomycetes; Microstromatales; Microstromataceae. Bases 82 to 750 code for a protein of 222 amino acids. The transcript has a single exon. Gene Ontology annotation, biological process: ubiquitin-dependent protein catabolic process. Gene Ontology annotation, cellular component: proteasome core complex; nucleus; proteasome core complex, alpha-subunit complex. The record is from RefSeq and is a predicted model, not a curated record.
CCUAAUCCACCUCAUCCCACCACCGCAGCUCAGAGGAGGACUUCUUCCCCAACACUUCCUUCCUGCAGCCUUCGUGCAGCCAUGUUCCGCAAUUCUUACGACUCAGACGCUACCGUCAUCUCACCACAGGGUCGCCUCCACCAAGUCGAAUACGCACUCGAAGCCGUAAAGCAAGGAAGCGCAGUUGUUGGCCUUCGCUCAAAGAAGCACGCAGUUCUAGUAGCUUUGAAGCGUGCUCCAUCCGAGCUUGCCUCGCACCAGCAGAAACUCCUCUCCAUUGACUCUCACCUCGGCAUCGGAUUUGCAGGAUUGACAAAUGAUGCUAGAGUGCUAAGCAACUAUAUGAGGCAGCUGGCCCUCAGCAGCCGGAUCGUCUAUGCUCGUCCUCUACCCCUGUCUCGCAUUGCAGGCUCACUGGCAGAUCGAGCCCAGCUCAACACGAUUGAAGCCGGACGUCGCCCAUAUGGAGUGGGCUUCCUCAUCAUCGGACACGACGGACUGGGCCCUCAUCUCUACGAGUUCUCGCCCGUAGGAACAUGCUUCGAGUACCAUGCAAUGAGUCUGGGAGCAAGGAGUCAGAGCGCGAAGACCUACUUGGAGAGGAGGCUAGAUGAGUACAAAGAUGAGGAGGACCUGGAGAAGGUCGUACUACAUGGACUGUACGCCUUGAGGGAGACGCUGCAACAGGGCAAGGAGGUGAGUGUCAGGAGUAGAGGAGUGUUCCACAAAGUGUCCAUAUGGGCUUUCUGACAGGUCUAUCACCGUUCUAUCUCUCAGCUUGACCCUCAAACAGUCUCGAUUGCAGUCGUGGGCCCAGGUUCAGAUCUCUCACCAGCAGAGCGUGCACUGACUGGACUGGAGAAGCCCGAGAAGUUCCGUGUGGUAGAGGGUGACGAGCUGAG